This is a messenger RNA of Microstroma glucosiphilum, 2139 nucleotides long. RefSeq names its product cytochrome P450. The transcript is spliced from 3 exons. The coding region runs from base 188 to 1993 and encodes 601 amino acids. The record is from RefSeq and is a predicted model, not a curated record. Gene Ontology annotation, molecular function: monooxygenase activity; heme binding; iron ion binding. NCBI's taxonomy places the organism in Eukaryota, Fungi, Basidiomycota, Exobasidiomycetes, Microstromatales, Microstromataceae.
CUCUGGAGACCGAGGUAGAUUCUUGAGGGUGGGUCCUUUCUCACGGAUCUCGAUACAUGCUGUGAUAUACCCUGACCCUCUUGUCUACCAUACCAUCGCCGAUUCUGGAUACCUGACCAACUGUCUGCUGUCCUUCACCCGGACUAUAUCCGCACUGCUCCAUCUUCUCACGAAGCAGCGAGUCGCAAUGUCGCUUGCCUCAUGGAUCUCCAACUUCGUUGCUUCCAUUACUGAUACCUUCGGCUAUGUCCUGCCCCUCACGGUGCUGUAUCUGUUGUACUUGAUCAUCAGAUACCCUAAUAGGCUGGUGGGCACACACAGUGAUCGAGCCUAUGUCUGGACUGUUCCCGGCUAUCCCCUCAUCGGAAAUUUGGUCGAUGUGGCCAGAAGAGGAACAAAGAAGCAGUUUGAUCACUUCCUGUAUCUUGCAAAUUCCUGUCCCCCUGGCAAGCCAAAUUUCUCCUGGACUGUUCCUCCUGUGGGCAGGAUUGUCUUCCUCAAUCAUCCCGCAUACAUCGAGCACAUCCAGAAGACCAACUUCAACAAUUAUGUCAAGGGUGACUUCUUGAAGAACGCCUUCGGAGAUUUCAUCGGUACAACGGGCAUCUUUGUGACUGAUGGCGAGGAGUGGAAGAGGAGCCGAAAGAUGGCCAGCAGAGUCUUCUCUGUGGGCCAAUUUCGCCGCGUCGUCACCACUGUUGUCCAUGAGGAAUUACACUCAGUAAAUGGUGUGCUAGAUGCCAUGACUGGCGAGGCAGGACAAGGUACCAUUGCUCUGCCAAACUUGUUCUUCCGCUACACCCUCUCGUCCUUCGCCAAGAUGGCAUUUGGCGCAGACAUCCAGUGCCUCAAACCAGACCCUGCAUGUCUGCAGGAAGACGUACCUUUCGCCACGGCCUUUGAUUCGGCGCAAGAACAUAUCAACAACCGCUUCACGAAGCCCGGCUGGCAACUGUGGGAGAAAUACACUCCAGGAGGCAAGCAGAUGGUGGCCUGGACAAAGGUCAUGCGAGACUUUGCCAGGAAGAUCAUCGAUGAUCGGCUCAUGCUGCUGGACCUCAAGGAAAAGGCUCGUGGCGAGGAGAUGCAGGACAGGGGAAUCGCAAUGGGCCAGUCUGAGGCGGCACUGAAUGAAAAGAGUCAGAGAGCGGGCAUGGCGCCUGGAGAUGGCAAUGAUAAGGACCUGCUGGGGCUCUUCAUGGAUAUGACAAGAGACCCCGAAGAGCUGCUGGAUGUGGUGCUCAACUUCAUCAUCGCUGGAAGAGACACGACUGCCCAGUCCCUCUCGUGGUUCUUCAUCGAGCUCUUCGCUCACCCCGAGCACGUACAACCAAUUCUGGAUGAAAUCGCCCUGCUCUUCCCCUCGUCAGCUACGGACACAAGCACCCCCAAUUACCUCGCAUACGACGAUCUUCGCCAGCUACCGUACAUGCAGGCCUGCCUAGCAGAGUCUAUCCGACUCCACCCUCCCGUUCCCAAAAACUCGAAGAGCGCCCUUCAGGACGAUGUCAUUGUUCCUCUCAACAGUGCUGGCACCUCCACUACGCCUCCUCCGGUCAAGGUCUUCAAGGGAGAGAUGGUCGCGUGGUCUGACUGGGUCCUAGCGCGACUGCCCACCGUCUGGGGAGAGGACUGCGCCGAGUACAAGCCCUCUCGCUUCCUCCUGGCCGACGAAAGUGGUCCGGGAGGCUGGCGCUUCAACUCCAAUCUGGGUCCAUGGAAGUUCCACGCUUUCAACGGAGGCCCGCGCCUCUGCCUCGGUAUGACAUUGGCCUACUUUGAGGCAAUGGCGGUGCUUACGCUCAUACUUCCCAAAUGGGACGUGAAGUGGGCAGCCCCCCACGAGGGGCAGGUCUGUCUAGGCAAGAGACCUCCUCCGGCGGGGAGAUCCGCGGAGGAAGAACAGAGGGACGGGUGGGAAUGGCCGCCCAACUAUAAGAGUAGUCUUACGCAUCCUUGUGAGGACUACAGUGCCACUUUUGUCCGCAGGUGAGAUGAGAUGAGGUGGGUAUUUGUAUCAUAAUGCGAGAGAUGAGAGGACGCGUGAGAGAGCUGGACUGAUGUGCCUGUUGAGCGAGCGUGUUUAAUAAUACUAUCUGCUGAACACACUGCCGAAAAGAUUUGCUGAACGACGACGAU